Lycium barbarum (goji berry) is the source of this 591-nucleotide messenger RNA. RefSeq lists its product as uncharacterized. The coding region runs from base 1 to 591 and encodes 196 amino acids. The transcript has a single exon. NCBI's taxonomy places the organism in Eukaryota, Viridiplantae, Streptophyta, Magnoliopsida, Solanales, Solanaceae. The record is from RefSeq and is a predicted model, not a curated record. Gene Ontology annotation, molecular function: RNA-DNA hybrid ribonuclease activity; nucleic acid binding.
AUGCACUUUGAUGGUGUUGCACAACGUGAUGGAGCUAGUGCUGGUGUGGUGUUUGUUACUCCACAAGAAGAAGUUCUACCAUACUCCUUUACUCUGACACAAUGUUGCUACAACAAUGUCGCUGAAUAUCAAGCAUUAAUACUUGGACUUGAAAUAGUAGUCGACAUGAAGCAGUUGCAGUUACAAGUAUUUGGUGACUCUCCGUUGGUGAUCAAUCAACUCUUGGGAAGCUAUGAAGUCAGGAAGCCUAAAUUACUCCCCAAUCAUGGUUAUGCUCAGAAGUUGAUAGGAUGGCUUGGUGAUGUGACUCUUCAGCACGUUCUAAGGAAGGAAAAUAAGAAAGCCAAUACUUUAGCUGCUCUAGCUUCAACGCUAACUCUGCCAGAUCAAACACAAGUGACUAUCUACCAAAAAUGGGUAGUACCUUCACCAAAUAAGGAUAAAGGCACGGAAAAUGAGCAUGAGCAUCUCGUAGCUAUUUCUGAAGCUGCAAAGGAAGACUGGCAAAAACCCAUCAUUGACUACUUGAGUUAUGGGAUAUUGCCAGAAGACUCAAGAAGAAGAACUGAGAUUCGUCGUCGUGCACCUUGA